GUCGUAUGCAUACCAUGUAUAGGUACAUAAGAGACGAUAGCUUUAAGACGGACGUAGGCCGGUAUAAAGAGGCAUUGUACAUUUAUUUUACGUAUUAUUUAAUUAGCUAUAAUAGAGUGAAAACAAAGAAAUUUACAAUAGACUGCAAAGCAAUGAAGCUGCUAAUUCUGUUACUGUUUAUCAACAUCUGCAAUGGAUUUUUAGUCAGAGAAAUUUCAAACAAAGUGAAACGUCAAUUAGAGCCAAACUUUUUGUGCAGUAUUGGUCCAUCUCCACUCAGUGCUAGGGCUGAGGUAUCAUUCAGAGCACGACAGGGAGUUGUGUAUGUGGAUCCUACAAGGCCUGCAACGUGCAAUGGAAGGGUGGACACUAUUGAGACAUGCUUUGAAAUAAAUGACAAUAUUGCAGAAAAUUUCCCAUCAUUUGACUUGAUUAAUCUCAGGCCUCACGCUGGAGGCUAUCAAUUACAACUGUCAUUGGUUAUACCAAUAAACGAGAUAACUGAGGAUGAAAAUUCACACUUAAUUAGCUUGUAUUGUCAGAACAUCACUGUACCUAGUGCAUUCACUGUGAGAAAGGGAGAUUUGAUUGGUUUCAGAUCUUGGAACAAUAUUGAGAUUGCAUUCACCUUUUUCCCAUUUGAGGGCUCUCUUCGAUCAGUGAGACUGGAGCCAGUGUUGGGAGUGGAGACUGUGCAAGCAGAUGACCUCAGAGUGGACAGCAAGAAUGACAGUGAGCUGCCAAUGUUCAGAGUAUUCAUAGUGGAUGAUGGUAUGAAUACUGGAGGACCUGCCACUCCAGGGGACUGCCCUACCACUAGCACUAGCAAUGCUGACAAUGAACCAGGAGGGGGUGGUGCGGGUCCAGAUCUCAACUUUAACAAUAUCUACAAUAUAACGUACUCGUCAUUUGUGAUUGGCUUUAUUGUGGCUGUAAUCAUUGUCUUUGUCCUGGUACUAACUGUGCUUGGGAUGGGAAUGUCGAUGUGUAAAGGAGGACGCAAAUGUUUGAACAAGAUUUGUUGUUGCUGUCGCAAAGGAAAGAACAAAAACAAAUUCAAGGAACUACCGGGAAUGGAUGGAAGUACAACCUUGUGAACAUUGAACACACGUCUUUAUCAUUGUCUCACAAUAAAACUCACCCAUUGACUGUUAAUAUAAUUACGCUUGCCACAAUUAAUGUCAUUUUAAAAUAAACUUUUUUUGAACGAAUAAAAAAAAAUUUGCACAAUAUAA
Molecule: messenger RNA, 1235 nt
Organism: Halichondria panicea
Lineage: Eukaryota; Metazoa; Porifera; Demospongiae; Suberitida; Halichondriidae
Exons: 3
Coding region: 6-1097 (363 amino acids)
Source: RefSeq, a predicted model, not a curated record